GCGGCUGGCAGUGCCAGGCUCCAUACACCAUCACCGUCUCCGUAACCGGAGGAGGAUAUAGGAGGAAGGCUCUCCUGUAAAUCCUGUCCUGCGUGCAGGUCACAGGCGCGGAGGCACGAGAGCCUGAAGAGCGGGAUAAUCGUUUAGAAAUUUCAGUGUUGACGCCGCGUCACACGCAUGUAUCGCUCACGCAUUUACUGCGUAAAACUGGAAUACAAAACUCAAUAUAGUCGGGAGCCGCUUUUGGGUGAGACGAGCCUGAUUUCUUUCCAUCCCCUCUUUAUCGGUCAUUUCCCCCCGGGGCUUCGUGUCCUUCUCUUUUAAAUGGACCAGAGACUAUAUGGAAAUGGGCAAACUUUCGCUUAAAACACACGAUUAUUCAUCCGUGGACUGGAAGCAUCUAGUGUGACUAUGGACUGUUGCCUGUCGCUGGAUUCAAUGGCUAUACGCACUUGGAACUAUGACAAUAAGAUAUGUCCGUAAUGAAACCGAGCCUGGGGUGAAGUUUGCGUUUUUUCGAGGUUUUCUCCCGAGGGGGGACGUGUUGCUUGGUCGGAUUACGGAACUGCGAGACGCAUAGAACUUGCAAACAUGCGGACUCCGGAGCGCGGAAUCGGGCUCUAGACCUGCAGGACCUGACAUAACGCAGCUAUGGGCUCCCUGACGCGUGGCGGCUGGCUGGUGGUCCCACUGCUGCUCCAGGCGUGGCUGCACGCUGCCCCUGGUGGUCGUGUCCGUGAGCGGCCCUGUCCUCAGAGCUGCCGCUGCGACGGCAAGAUCGUCUACUGCGAGUCCAACGCCUUCCGCGACGUCCCCCGCAACGUGUCCGUGGGCUGCCAGGGCCUGUCGCUGCGCUACAACAGCCUCGCCGGCCUGCGCGCCGGGCAGUUCGCCAGCCUCGGCCAGCUGGUGUGGGUAUACCUGGACCACAACUACAUCAGUGCGGUGGACCGACAGGCCUUCCAGGGUGUCCGGCGGCUCAAGGAGCUCAUCCUCUCCUCCAACAAGAUCACGCAGCUGGACAACGCCACGUUUCACGCCGUGCCCAACCUGCGCAACCUGGACCUGUCCUACAACAAGCUGCAGGUGCUGCAGCCCGGUCAGUUCCAGGGCUUGCGGAAGCUCCUCAGCCUCCACCUGCGCUCCAACUCGCUCAAGACGGUCCCCAUGCGCGUGUUCCAGGACUGCCGCAACCUGGAGUUCCUGGACCUGGGCUACAACCGUCUGCGCAGCCUGACCCGGAACACGCUCGCCGGGCUCCUCAAGCUCACCGAGCUGCACCUGGAGCACAACCAGUUCUCCAAGAUCAACCUCUCCCACUUCCCCCGCCUCAACAACCUGCGGGCGCUCUACCUGCAGUGGAACCGCAUCCGUGUGGUCAGCCAGGGCCUCACCUGGACGUGGACGUCGCUGCAGAAGCUGGACCUGUCCGGCAACGAGCUGCAGACGCUCGACCCCAGCAUCUUCCAGUGCUUGCGCAACCUGCAGACCCUCAACCUGGACUCCAACAAGCUGACCAACGUCUCCCAGGAAGUGGUGGACGCCUGGCUCUCUCUGACCAUCAUCAGCCUGUCCAGCAACACCUGGGAGUGCAGGGCCAGCAUCUGCCCCCUGGUGGCCUGGCUGAGGAACUUCAAGGGCAACAAGGAGACCACCAUGAUCUGCGCUGGCCCCAAGGAGGUGCAGGGGGAGAAGGUGAUGGACGUGGUGGACAACCUGAGCAUCUGCAAGAACACGCCCGGCCCCCGGCCCCCUAGGCCUCCCCGGCCGAAGCUCCCGCCUUCCGCCGGACGCCCGCCCUUCCCCACGCUCUCCCGGCCGGACGAUGCGGCCAGCGGAGGGGGGGUGGUGGUUCGUCCCCGUCCUCUGGCGGGCCUCAUCCCCGAGCAGGACUUCGAGCACGUGUCCUUCCACAAGAUCAUCGCGGGCAGCGUGGCGCUCUUCCUGUCCGUGGCCAUGAUCCUGCUGGUCAUCUACGUGUCGUGGAAGCGCUACCCGAGCAGCAUGAAGCAGCUGCAGCGUUUCAGCGCCGCUGAAAGCGCCCGGAAAAAGGCCGGACCCGGGCGUGGCGCCGCCAGCCCCCCCCUGCAGGAGUACUAUGUGGACUACAAGCCCACCAACUCAGAGACCAUGGACAUGCUGGUCAACGGCACGGGGCCCUGCACCUACACCAUCUCCGGCUCACGCGAAUGUGAGGUAUGACCCGCCCGUCGCCCGCUCACACUACUGUCCUCUGUGGGCAUGCCGAGACGGACUCUGGACACACUCUGGCAGGUUUUUUGUUGACGAGGCAGGACUGCGGGAGCCAUUACAGAGCCUCGGUGUGGCCGGCCGGCCAAAGGGACCUCGAUCUUAUCGGAGGAAAUGGGAGACCUGCGGCAGGAA
Alosa alosa (allis shad) is the source of this 2385-nucleotide messenger RNA. RefSeq names its product leucine-rich repeat transmembrane neuronal protein 4. The record is from RefSeq and is a predicted model, not a curated record. NCBI's taxonomy places the organism in Eukaryota, Metazoa, Chordata, Actinopteri, Clupeiformes, Clupeidae. Gene Ontology annotation, molecular function: protein binding.